AGCUAGCGGACGGCUGAGCACACACCGACCCAAGGCCUGCCGAAAGAGACCAGCCUCUUACCCACCUCGAGCCUCCACGAACUGAACAAACUCUAAAUCCCCCUGUGCUGAUUCAGCCUUGUCGCGCAAGCAGUGCUGUGUCGGGCAGGACAGCCAUGGAUCCCACUUUGCUUCAAUCUUCUCCGUUCGAUUUUGCAGAAUCCAAAUACCUCGGGCAGCAGCGUACCUUCUCAAAUUCGUCCUAUUCUACCAAUGACUUUACGUUUCCAAGCCGAAGGCCUCAGAGCAGCCUGACGAGUGGUACGGCAGGGGUGGCGCUGCCAGCAAAUCCCAGUCUCGACUUCAAUGGGAGCUCGCUUCUGAACGAAACACCGUAUCACCAGAGCUCACAAUUGCUGCUGAGCCCACCUGAUUCCACCACUGGGUCAGCAAGCGCGGGGGGCAAUCCUACAGCCUCUGCCAACACCUUCACGACUCUCCCCAAGCCGUUUCCUAGCAAUGCAUGCGCACCAGACCAUUUCUCGACCGCACCUCCUUCAGUUCUCUCGUCUAACUGGCCUGGAUCUUCAAUGACGCUCAUGGAACGUCAACAGCGAGUUCCUCCUUUGUCACCUCCCCAUUCGUACAAUUCGGCAAACGGCAUCGGGUCAACCUUCAGGAGCAUGGGAGAGAGAAUACCACAGUAUUCGAGCACUCUCCACACCCAAAUAAGUCAAGGCCCGUUUCCAGGAGGAAUAAGGUAUCAAUCAAAUCCCUAUCCUGCUCGCAGCAGUCCGGCGUUUCCUUUCCCCGUCCAAGAGGGUUCAUACCCAGGCCACAAUAUGUCAACGCACUGCCCGGAAAAUCAGAACACUACGCGGCAAGAUGGACCUCCCUUUCACGAAACCACGGUACUACAUCCGGUCUUGACGCUCCGCAAUCAACGUUUAUUGCCAGAAAUUAUGGCUUCCAUACAGAAAGGGUUCUUCCAGGUGGACAGAAAAUGGACUUGCUACCGCCGAAACUACUUUGCCGUACAGUGUUCUUUCGGAUUUCGCAAUGGCAUCGUGGAUGGGCCAUUCUAUCUCAACAGGAAUGGCUCUGAAGAGUUGAUCCAUCAGUUUGCUGUGUCAAUUACUGCAAAGACCGCCAUGACCAGCAAUGGUGAAAGUGAAGCUCGCGGUCUGGUUCAGCAUACCCCUAAACGGGACAAGGCAACAGAAUCAGUCCCUGGCCGCCAUCCGAUUGCGCCGUCCCCCAACCAUGCUGUUGGUCCCAACGGCACAUACCCGAGUGCCGGGCAUGUUUAUGGGGGGCCAAACCAUCUCCAUCCAGGUAUCAUGGGCCCCUUUUCAGGUUUCGAAAACCCCGGCACCAACUCGAUUCCGACUUCACAUACAUUUGAGAGAAUCCAGUUCCAGAAAGCCACCGCCAACAACGGCAAACGGCGUGCGCAGCAGCAAUAUUUUUUGGUGGUGGUUGAGCUUUCUGCAAAUAUUGGAAGGCAGAGUGACGAAAACUGGGUCGUGAUAGCGACCAAGGAAUCUGACCCUAUGGUGGUGCGUGGCCGAUCGCCCGGCCAUUACAAGGACAAUGGACGGCGAGAUAGCCAGGCUAGCAUGGAUCCCGACCGCGGAACAGGGCAUGGAAGCGAUGGGCAUGCCGGUCCACUUUCAUCAGGCAGCUACGGGCACACUCAUACUUCAAUGGAUUGGAUGGGAAGUCAUCGACAGGGAGGCCAUUUCGGAGGCUCCAGCUACCGCCAUGCCCCUGCUUCUCGCUAUUCUCCGGCAAGCCUAGUCUCCUCGAGCACCCUGGCUGGGACUCCAACAGAGGUUGAAGUCAGCCUCUGUGAUUCCCGCACGGCAAAGUCCUCUUGCACCGUGUCGUCGGACCGAUCUGCCCUAACACCACUGUCAGAAGGCAGUGACGAUAUUAUGUUCAGCAGCCUUGACCGCGAGGGCACAGGUCGCAAGAGGCCAUUCGAGGAUGACGGAGAGGGGGAGCAUAUGCGCUUCCCAUUACCGGGGCCAUUCACGGACAGCAUGACAUCGCUCGUCGACUUCUCGGCCACACCGUACUCGAAGCUUUUAUGCGCUUCAUCAUGACCCACUUCUGGCGAGUGGAUAAGUGCGCCGCAGCUGGAUCUAGCAUACAUUGAAGGUCCCACUAAGCAGUCUUUCGUUGAGACAUUGGCCUUUGUCCAAUUCGAGUCAUUUCUUAUUUCAAUGUUUUCUGGAGUCAUGUUUUACGACGGUGAAAGGAC
Molecule: messenger RNA, 2245 nt
Organism: Cladophialophora immunda
Lineage: Eukaryota; Fungi; Ascomycota; Eurotiomycetes; Chaetothyriales; Herpotrichiellaceae
Exons: 4
Coding region: 156-2087 (643 amino acids)
Biological process (GO): positive regulation of transcription by RNA polymerase II; meiotic cell cycle
Cellular component (GO): nuclear chromosome
Molecular function (GO): DNA binding; DNA-binding transcription factor activity
Source: RefSeq, a predicted model, not a curated record